UGAAUGAAUGUAUGGUAACGGUUGCUAGUAAUCUCAUCUUGAUACACUUUUGGGUAGUUUAACUUCUUCAAAGAAUCUUAAAUACAUGUUUUAGGAACGUGGAGGGAAGAUUUUCUUGACAGUAGCUUUAUUUUGAUAAGCCAAAUGAGCAGAAGCAUACGCCUUAAUUUAAUAUUGACUCAGAGUGAUGUUCUCAAGACAUUCUGUGUGUGCAAGUGUGAGUGAGUCAGUCAACACAAGGGAUAUUGACAUGUUUAUUUCCUCCAAGGGUGUGUGAGCAGCCAUGGCUUCACUGGGACAAAUCAUCUUCUACAUCAUGAUCACGCUCAUUGUUAUCUUCUCAGCGAUCAUCAUCCUCAUCGUGUCCUUGACGCUUUCAGGUAACUCUCAGGUUGAGAGCCUCAACAGACUUCCUGUUGCCAACCUCGGUGAAGACUACAUACUUAGCUGCUUCCUGCCUGCAGACAGCGAACAGAGUACAUUCGAAAAGGUGUCCAUAACAUGGAGGAAGAAGUCACUGGAAGGAAUCGUUUACCGCUAUGAAGAUGGUGCCGAGAACAACGCCGAGCAGGACUCACAAUACAGGGGCAGGGUAGAGAUCUUCAGUGAUCUUGUGCUUAAAGGAAACGCCUCAUUGCUGUUGCGGAAGGUACGACUCCGUGAUGCAGGCGAGUACACAUGUUCGCUCAGCCACUCAGGAGGCGGCGGGGACAUCAAAAUCAACCUCAGGACAGCAGCCUUCACCGCCCCCACAUUUACAUUUUCAAGCGGUGUCCUGACAGCUGUGGCGAGCAGGUGGUUUCCACAGCCCAAUGUAACAUGGUUGGAUGCCGAGGACAACGUCCUGCAGGGUAGCACGGACUUUAUCGAGAGCUCUGCAGGGAUAUUUCGAGUGAUCAGCACCCUGGGGUCAGUCAAUGUCAGUGACACAUACACUUGCAGGAUCAAGAACGAUUUGGUGGCAUCAAACUCUGAUGCCACUGUAACAACAGGUUCUGUUACUCCCGGAGAAGCAUACUUUACGUACAGCGCUGCAUCAGCCCAACUAACAUCAUAUUUGAGAGUCAUAACGUUUCUCCUUUGUGUUACGUAUCUAAUGUAAUGCAAAUUUCUAUUUCAUCCCAGCAAAACAAA
Molecule: messenger RNA, 1134 nt
Organism: Corythoichthys intestinalis (scribbled pipefish)
Lineage: Eukaryota; Metazoa; Chordata; Actinopteri; Syngnathiformes; Syngnathidae
Gene: vtcn1
Product: V-set domain containing T cell activation inhibitor 1
Exons: 5
Coding region: 284-1102 (272 amino acids)
Biological process (GO): regulation of cytokine production; T cell receptor signaling pathway
Cellular component (GO): external side of plasma membrane
Molecular function (GO): signaling receptor binding
Source: RefSeq, a predicted model, not a curated record